CUGAUUGAGGGCACAUAAUCCGUAACAUAUUAUCAACAUGUUCACCUAACAAGAUAAUUAAAUGUGAUCAACAAAGGAUAUUUCUUUAAAUAAUAUAAUUAAUAAAAGUUCAGGAGAAAAACUACUAUUCCCGAUACCACAAGUAAAUGAAAAUUUUAAAUGGAUGACUUAUGAUGAAGCAAAAAAUGAAUAUGAUCAUAUGAUACUGCCAAGAAGUGCAGAUGUUUUAGUUAAAUUUUAUCUUUUUACAAGUAAUAAUCCAUCUGAUGGUGAAUUAAUUUAUAUGGGAGAUAAAGAUCAAUUUAGAAAUUCUAAUUUUAAUCCAAAUCAUCCCACAAGAUUUAUUAUUCAUGGGUGGAUGAGUAGUGUUAACUCAACAAUGAAUAUACUUAUACGUGAUGCUUACUUAAAACAUGGAAAACAUAAUAUUAUUGUUAUUGAUUGGAGUUCAGCUGCAAUAAAUUUAAAUUAUGUAGCAGCACGUUUUAAAGUUGAAAAUGUUGGAAAACAAGUUGCCGAAUUAAUAGAUUUUCUUAAUAAUUAUGCAAAAUUAUCAUUUAAUGAUAUACAUUUAAUUGGACAUAGUUUAGGUGCACAUGUUUGUGGUUUUAUUGGAAAAAAUGUUAAAAAUGGUAGAAUACCAAUUAUUUUUGGUUUAGAUCCAGCAUUACCAUUAUUUCAAUAUAUUGAAAAAAAUAAACGUUUAUCAAAUGAUGAUGCAUUUUAUGUAGAAACAAUUCAUACAAAUGGUGGUUUUCUUGGUUUUAUGGAUCCAAUUGGAAUAUCAUCAUUUUAUCCAAAUUAUGGUAGUCAACAGCCUGGUUGCGGUUUAGAUUUAGGUAGAAAAUGUUCACAUGAACGUUCAUUUGAAUUAUUUGCUGAUGCUAUUGAAAAUGAUUAUUUUAUACCACGUCAAUGUAAUACAUUUGAUGAUUUAGUUAAUCAAAAUUGUAAUAAUAUAAUUAGUAAAGAUAUUAAAAUGGGUUCAUAUUUAAAUGCAUUUAGAAAUGCUAAAGGAAUAUUUUAUUUACCAACUAGUUCAAGUAAACCAUUUAGAAGAUAA
Molecule: messenger RNA, 1063 nt
Organism: Condylostylus longicornis
Lineage: Eukaryota; Metazoa; Arthropoda; Insecta; Diptera; Dolichopodidae
Product: endothelial lipase-like
Exons: 3
Coding region: 164-1063 (299 amino acids)
Biological process (GO): lipid metabolic process
Molecular function (GO): lipase activity
Source: RefSeq, a predicted model, not a curated record